Rhizophagus irregularis DAOM 181602=DAOM 197198 is the source of this 737-nucleotide messenger RNA. NCBI's taxonomy places the organism in Eukaryota, Fungi, Glomeromycota, Glomeromycetes, Glomerales, Glomeraceae. The record is from RefSeq and is a predicted model, not a curated record.
AUAAAAUUUAUAUUAGUGAUUUAGGAUUAUGUAAACCUGUAAAAUCAUUUUUGAAAAAAUAUGAUAUUUAUGGUGUUAUACCAUUUAUGGCACCAGAAGUUUUAAGAGGCAAUUCUUAUACUCCAGCUAGUGAUAUAUAUAGUUUUUCUAUGAUUAUGUGGGAGUUUACAUCUGGGAUACCACCAUUUAAUAAUAGAGCACAUGAUAUUCAACUUAGUUUGAGUAUUUGUGAAGGUGAACGUCCUGAAAUUAUUGAAAAUACUCCACAAUGUUAUGUAGAAUUGAUGAAAAAGUGUUGGGAUGUAACCUCAUUAAAAAGGCCAUCUUCUAAAGAAGUGUUAGAUAUUAUUGAAAAAUGGAUUUCUCCAUAUAAUAAUGUUAAAGAUAUUAAUGAGGAAUUAAAAUACAAUAUUAUGGAAUUUAUAAAUGCACCAAUUGGGCAUAACAAUAAUCUUGUUACUGGAUCUCAUUCACAGGCAUAUUAUACAAGUCGCUUACUUGAUUUUACUAGUAAACAAUUGAAUGAAAUUCUUGAAAUGAAGAUUUACAAGCUAAUGUAAAAGUGAAUGAAAUGCCAGUAAGUGAAGAUUUGGAUGAUUGUUUAAUUUGAAUUCAUUAGGUAUGUAAUAUAACAGUUAUAUAAAAAGAAUUAAUUUUGCAAAUUAUUUAUGUGAAUUAAUUUUAUUUGUUUAGUUAAUUAUUUAGAUGUUUUUAUAAGAAUUUAUAGUUUUUUUUAA